AGAGCGGUGCCAAGCUUCAGACUGAUCAGUCCAUGGAGGAGACCUAUUCAGUGACCAUGAUGGAUUCGGGCAAUCCCCCCAUUAUUCCCCAGACUGGGCUGAUGGCGCUCUGAGGGUCUGGGAUGUGCAAACACAGGGAUAAUUAGUUGCUGCACCUGAAGUUGGUCCUCUGAUCAUAGCAAGAAUCUGCACGAGUCAGCUAAAAGUUAACUUCUACGAGGGUAAAGACCACGCUGAGAACGUCGUACUCUUUGAUAAUGGACAAGAACAAGAAUCGGGUGUCUGAAAAGAUCUUAAGUAUCACCUUUGAGAUCAUCUAUCUGCUCACUGGAGAGGAUUAUAUGAUCGUGAAGAAGCCUGGUGACUCUAUCAGACAGAGUAGCAGCCCCUGUGUGUCAGAAGAGUCCUGCAAAAACCAGAGCCCUUGCAUGGUGCCUCCACUUCACUCACUGAUACGGGACAGGAAAAAUGAGAAGAAGAUCCUGGAACUGACCAAUCAGAUCAUCCAGCUGCUGGCUGGAGAGGUAGAGGAGUAUGUAGGACAAAAGAAUCGUCACAGUGACAGCACGCUGAAAAAUCGCAAGCCUUCCAGCUCACCAGAUGUCCAAAUCAAAGAUGGAAAAAACAUCAGAAAAAGUCAGGGAACAAAAAAUGUUUUAAUAAAUAAUUCACAGAGACACAGCAAAUCUGUAAAAAGUAAUGACACAGGUACACAUGAAGAAGGAAAUCUCACAGACGUUGAAACUGAAAUGGCCACAAAAUGUACACAGGUGAGACGUGCAUCUAUUGAUAUUAAAGGAGAAUUCACAGACGAUCAUCAACUAAGUGCUGAUAAGGAUACAUCCAUGGACUUAGACUAUACCCAGAUUCAUAUCAAGGAGGAAUUUUUCUCAGAUGAUGAAGAAGGGAAUUUCACAGACACUGACAUUUAUACGCCUACGGACUAUACACCUGGUCAUAUUGAGGAGGAAUCCACAUUUUGGGGAAAUGGUAAUUUUACGGACAAUGGUAUGUAUGGACCAACGGAAUAUAAAGGAUUACAUAUCGAUAUUAAGGAGGAAUCCUGCCCGUCUGAGGAAAGAAAUUUAAACAAAACUGUACCUGCAGAACAUCCGCGGAUAGACUAUAUAGUAAAGACUAAAGAACAGAAAAAGAAAAAAAGUGUGACAUCAAAAACAAACAAAAACCCCUCGGCACUGGAGUGCAGUGAAUGUGGUAAGACAUUUAGCAAAUUAAAAGCUUUUAUAUCGCAUCAGAGAAUACACAGGGUUCCAAGGCUGUAUAACUGCUGCGAGUGUGAGGAAUCUUUUACAAAUAACGCAGAUCUUUUUAAACAUCAUCAGACCCAUAAAGUGAAAGGUCUGUCCUGCUCUUAUUGUGGGAAGUGCUUCACCUAUAAAACAAACCUUGCUAUACACAUGAAGAGCCACACAGGACAGAAGCCGUAUUCUUGUCCUGAGUGUGGGAAGACUUUUACUUACAAUUCGUAUCUCGUUCGGCAUCAGAAAACUCACAGAGGAGAGAAACCGUUUUCCUGUUCAGAAUGUGGAAAAUGUUUCACCCGAGGUUCCUACCUUGUUCAUCAUCAGCGGAUCCACACGGGAGAAAAGCCGUUUUCUUGUUCGGAAUGUGGAAAAUGUUUCACCCAAAGCUCAAGUCUUGCUAGACACAAAGUUAUUCACACAUCAGGAAAAAAUAUUUUUAUAAGUUGAAAUUUU
Pelobates fuscus (common spadefoot toad) is the source of this 1718-nucleotide messenger RNA. Its product is annotated as oocyte zinc finger protein XlCOF8.4-like. The record is from RefSeq and is a predicted model, not a curated record. Lineage: Eukaryota; Metazoa; Chordata; Amphibia; Anura; Pelobatidae. Bases 258 to 1712 code for a protein of 484 amino acids. The transcript is spliced from 6 exons.